AUUUCUCCUAACUAAAAAUGAAGAAUUUAAGCUUAAUUACUAGGUGGGGUCUACGUAGGCCACGUGGGUUCUGUCCUUCACCUAAGUGUCUGUAUACAUAUUACGGUUCGGAGAAUCAGAUCACUUUCGAACCUAAAAGACAAAACACAUACUCACAUGUAUAAAGCGACCCACUCAUGUGGGAACCCCGCCGUUUCGACGCAAAACGACACCGUCACCAACACCCUCCGGCCCCCUCCAAUUCCCUGCUCUCCGCAUCGCAAUGAUCCGACGGCCACGAUCGCUCCCACGGACAUCAACGCGCCGAUCAUGAUAGCCGCCGCCGCGUCCUGGCUGGGCUCGCGCCGGAUCCGCUACUGCUUGCUCGUCCUCUGCUCGCCGCUCCUAUUGCCGUUCCUCUGCGCCGCCUUCCCGCUUCUAUGCGCCGCCGAGCUCUGCCUCCGGCGCAUCCGCCUCCGGAGGCGGAAGGAAGAGCCGCUGAUUCGGUGCGAGGAGGGUUCUGGUCGGGGCGUCGAAGAAGAAGAGGAGGGAGUGGGGCUGUUGCAGCGGUACCUGGAGGAUCAGAUGCUUCUCGUUGGAUCUGUGUACGAUUGUGGUGAUGAUUCCGAUGACGGAAAUGUUGGAUUUCAGGCCACAGCUAAUGGGAGUAGUAGCACACCUUUGUUAGGUUGAUUUUGGAGAUACAUGUAUUUGAUUCUGUCUUGUAUUUGUCUGUGUAAAUGACUUUUUCAAUUUUGUCACUAAGUUUU
This is a messenger RNA of Corylus avellana, 749 nucleotides long. RefSeq lists its product as uncharacterized. The record is from RefSeq and is a predicted model, not a curated record. Lineage: Eukaryota; Viridiplantae; Streptophyta; Magnoliopsida; Fagales; Betulaceae.